CUUGGCCGUUAUGUAAGACGCUGAGGAACGAGUGAAGCCGGCCAGGCUGACCUGAAUAGCGCUGGAAGGUGUGAGCUGUGACGUAAGUGACUUGGUGAUUACAGUAAUAUCUCAGAGGGAACUACAGUUAUGACAACAUUUUCACCUAAAUGGGCCGACAACAUAUUUACUGUGAAAAUAGCUUGUGUAGCAGACCCCCCCCCCCCCUCCAACUACCAAUGCAAAUAUAAACUGCAUCAUUGAAAAAGUCGUGUACAAACUAGACACAGCUAAUCGCUCCUCUCAUAUCAUAUCAUACAGUAUACAGUGGUUGGAAACAGUUUUCACCAUUUGUGGAUAAUGGCUCUCACUGUGCUUGGCUGGAGUCCCAAAGCUAUAGAAAUGGCAUGUUCAGUUGUGUUGUCAUGGACUAAUUACAUUUCUAUGACGAUCUCACACAGUGUGACAAACAUGCAAAGAAACCAGGAAUGGGGCAAACACUUGUUCACACCACUGUGUAUAUUUUUGGAUAAUAUGACAUGAACACCUUUGUACAGAUCAAAGUAUCAAAGUACAAGUACAAGUAUCAAAGAUCAAAGUACACGAGUGUGUGUUUGUACAAUCAUGGCUUUGUGUGCCGGCCAUCACAGUUCAAAGGUUGUGGAAAGAGCUUUGUUACCAUGUACCUUUGUGGAAUAAAGAACCUGCGCUGCUGGCUUCCUGGCUUCCAUAGAAGAAGUGAAGCACUGACAUGUCAUACAGACAAAAGUGUUGGGACACCGAGUCAUUCUCCCCAAAGGGUGUGGAAAUGGAAGGACGAUGUAGGAAGUCCCCCAAAGGUCAAGUCAAAUUCUUGGAGGUGAUAAAGCCCUUCUGUGCAAUUCUGCCAGAAAUCCAAAAACCUGAAAGAAAGAUCCAGUUCAAAGAGAAGGUUCUAUGGACAGCCAUCACUCUCUUCAUCUUCCUGGUUUGCUGCCAGAUCCCCCUCUUUGGCAUCAUGUCCUCAGACUCUGCAGAUCCUUUCUACUGGAUGAGAGUCAUUCUCGCCUCAAAUCGAGGUACCCUGAUGGAGCUGGGCAUCUCCCCUAUCGUCACCUCGGGCCUCAUCAUGCAGCUGCUUGCUGGGGCUAAAGUCAUCGAAGUUGGGGACACGCCCAAAGACAGAGCCCUCUUCAACGGAGCGCAGAAAUUGUUUGGAAUAAUCAUCACCAUUGGCCAAGCUAUUGUUUACGUGAUGACCGGCAUGUAUGGCGACCCCUCAGAGAUGGGAGCUGGUAUCUGUCUGCUCAUCAUCAUCCAGCUGUUUGUGGCCGGUCUCAUCGUGCUGCUCCUGGAUGAGUUGCUCCAAAAAGGCUACGGUCUGGGCUCUGGCAUCUCGCUCUUCAUUGCCACCAACAUCUGUGAGACCAUCGUCUGGAAGGCUUUCAGCCCUACCACUGUCAACACUGGCAGAGGCACGGAAUUUGAAGGCGCAAUCAUCGCUCUUUUCCAUCUGCUGGCGACGAGGACGGACAAAGUGCGUGCUCUAAGAGAGGCCUUCUACAGACAAAACCUGCCCAACCUCAUGAACCUCAUCGCCACUGUGUUUGUUUUUGCUGUCGUCAUAUACUUUCAGGGAUUCAGAGUGGACCUGCCCAUCAAGUCCGCUCGCUACCGUGGCCAGUACAACACCUACCCCAUCAAACUCUUCUACACCUCCAACAUUCCCAUCAUCCUGCAGUCUGCCUUGGUUUCCAAUUUGUACGUCAUCUCCCAGAUGCUUUCCACGCGCUUCAGCGGGAACUUCUUGGUCAAUCUGCUGGGAACUUGGUCUGAUGCUACAAGCGGCGGUCCAGCCCGGGCGUACCCCGUGGGUGGGCUUUGUUACUACUUCUCCCCACCUGAGUCAUUUGGAUCAGUCCUGGAGGAUCCAGUCCAUGCACUCAUCUACAUUGCCUUCAUGCUCGGAUCAUGCGCCUUCUUCUCCAAAAGCUGGAUCGAAGUUUCCGGCUCCUCCGCAAAAGAUGUGGCCAAACAGCUGAAGGAGCAGCAGAUGGUGAUGAGGGGCCACAGAGAGACCUCAAUGGUGCACGAACUCAACAGGUACAUACCUACGGCGGCUGCAUUUGGCGGGUUGUGUAUCGGCGGCCUGUCUGUCAUGGCUGACUUCCUCGGAGCGAUCGGCUCCGGCACAGGAAUCCUGCUGGCCGUCACAAUCAUCUAUCAGUACUUUGAGAUUUUUGUCAAAGAGCAAAGUGAAGUCGGAAGCCUGGGAGGAUUUUUCUUCUAAGAAGAAUGGUGGAGUUUAAGGAUUUUGGUCAUACUUGAUCAUUGACUGCGUGGAUGGUCUCGCGCUUCCUACCGUGACAGAUUUGAUACAUUUUUCACUCUCAUUGAGCUGCCACUCCAGUGAAGGUGGAGACCAGAACCUCGGCUGUGGGACAGAAUGGAGUUCAUUCCAAUCAUGUUCCCUGCCAGCGACCCUGUGGACGUUUGUCAUCGGCCGCCUUCCAGCAUAGAAGAAGAAAAGAUGCGGUGUUUACAGGAAAUGAUGUCAGCUGAUGGAUGGGAUAGAAAUCAUUACCAGAGACCUCACUGCUGGUGUUUCUAUUCAUCCAAUCACUUGUCUUUAUGAUUAAUAUUCCUUUAUUUUCAUUGUCUUAUUUGAUUAGAUUUUUUUACCUGGACAGAUCAUCUGUUUUUUCCAUAAUGUGUUGGAUUGGUCUGUAUGUGUGAGACAGUCUUUGGAAUGUCUUUUAAAAACAUUCCGGGACAAACUUAUGGAACAUGUUUGCAAUAAAGUAUUUUUUC
This is a messenger RNA of Doryrhamphus excisus (bluestripe pipefish), 2769 nucleotides long. Its product is annotated as protein transport protein Sec61 subunit alpha-like 1. Gene Ontology annotation, biological process: protein transport. The record is from RefSeq and is a predicted model, not a curated record. Lineage: Eukaryota; Metazoa; Chordata; Actinopteri; Syngnathiformes; Syngnathidae. Gene Ontology annotation, cellular component: membrane.